Messenger RNA from Stylophora pistillata, 2563 nucleotides. Its product is annotated as polypeptide N-acetylgalactosaminyltransferase 10. Gene Ontology annotation, cellular component: Golgi apparatus. NCBI's taxonomy places the organism in Eukaryota, Metazoa, Cnidaria, Anthozoa, Scleractinia, Pocilloporidae. Gene Ontology annotation, biological process: protein O-linked glycosylation. Gene Ontology annotation, molecular function: polypeptide N-acetylgalactosaminyltransferase activity. The record is from RefSeq and is a predicted model, not a curated record.
AAUUUUCUUUAGUCGUUAAGUUUUUCUUUUUGGAAUUUCUUCGAAAGUAAUGGUAAACAACAUUAACCAGAGCUCAGUGGAGAAAUAUUCAACUGGACGAUGUCUCUAGGAGAAGCGUGGAAGAUUUUUUACCCGCAGUUUUGUGGCAUUGGAGGGUUCAUUCACCGUGAGAGUUAUAUCUUGUGUCUGAUUUAGAUUGAGUAUCUUCCAUUGUUUAUUCCAUACUCUGUGGAAUUUGAUGGGGAAUCGCUUGCUUCAAAUUUAAUUGUCUUAACUGGUUUUAUUGUUCUCCUUUAAAAUUGCGAUAUCGAGUGCGGUGAGACAAACACUUUGUGUUCCGUGCAUUUGCAACUUACCGGUAAGGAGUCUGUGAUCGUGUGGGAAAGCUGGUCUUGUUGGAAACUUAUGUUUGGACAUAAAGAUUGAAAAAGCUCUGGAAAUCAAGAGAAAGUUACUGUACUAGAUUUAGCAUUAUUUUUGGAAUUUCCAGUGGAGUUUACAGCCAAUAUGCUAGAAAACAUUUGAUUCAGCCGAUCAGCUCUUCGACGGAAGACUGUCAAUAUUCUGCUAUUUGCGUGGAAACAUUAUUGUUCUGUAGUACAUUUUUUAUCGUAAGAUUGUUCGAUCGUUUCAGUUUACCAUAGGCAUCCUUUGUUUUACAGUUCGAUCAUGCGAUUUAAGUUGAAAAGAACUUGUAAAUGUUUGGCAGCGUUGUUGAUCUGCACUAUUGUUUAUCUUUUCGUAAACUGCGGGUUCAGUGGUUGUGCGAAAUAUAAACUCGACCCUAUCCACGUGGCAAAUUCACACCCAAGGCUCGGUGAAAUGGUCAGGAUUGAGGAUUUCUGGACACCGGAGAAGGAGAAAAACAUUCCCCGAGGGCCAGGCUCUUAUGGGGAGCCUGUAGAAACAGAAGCUGGAAGCGAACACUUGAAAGAUAGUGCUUACGCUGAGUAUGGUUUCAAUCAACAUAUUAGCGAUAAAAUUUCCUUGGAACGUCCGCUUAAGGAUACAAGACAUUUUGCGUGCAAGGAACGUAAAUAUCCACAAAGUCUUCCCAAAGCUAGUGUAGUCAUAGUUUUCCACAAUGAAGGUUGGUCCACAUUAUUAAGAACAGUUCACAGUGUCAUAAACAGGUCACCUCCACGCAUGCUCCAGGAAAUAGUGAUGGUGGAUGAUUUUAGUGAUAAAGAACAUCUCAAGAAGAAACUGGAUGACUACACAAGAAAACUAGGAAAGAUAAGAAUUGUCAGAACUAAAGAAAGGGUUGGACUGAUAAAGGCUCGAUCCAUUGGUGCGAGUAAUGCCAUUGGGGAAGUUGUUCUCUUCCUUGAUGCACAUUGCGAGGCUAAUGUAGGCUGGCUCCCUCCUCUGCUUGAAAGGAUAGCCCUUGAUCGAAGGACAGCAGUGUGCCCUACUAUAGACUUCAUAGAUCAUAACACUUUUCAGUAUAAGCCUAUGGACCCAUAUAUACGAGGAACCUUCAACUGGAGAUUUGAUUACAAAGAGAGGCCAGUGCGUCCAGAAGAGAUGAAGAAGAGGAAAGAUCCUACUCAAGAAGUUAGGUCUCCUGUUAUGGCUGGUGGGUUGUUUGCAAUCAACAGAGAGUUUUUCAGUGAGCUGGGACAAUAUGAUCCAGGAAUGUUUAUCUGGGGAGGCGAGCAGUAUGAACUGUCAUUCAAGCUCUGGCAGUGUGGUGGCCAACUUGAGAACAUUCCUUGUUCCCGAGUGGGACAUGUCUACAGACAUCAUGUACCAUACUCAUACCCCAAGGCAGACGCCACUCUUAUAAACUUCAAGCGCGUGGCGGAAGUGUGGAUGGACGAGUACAAGGAAUGGCUUUAUGACAAGAAACCCGAACUUAAAAAUGUCGACCCUGGAGAUAUCAGCGAUCGACUUGCACUGCGGGAAAAGCUCAAAUGUAAAAGUUUCAAGUGGUAUAUGGAGAAUGUGGCCAAUGAUACUGUCAGGUCGAUUUAUGAACCUCUCAAAGCUAACGGACCGAUUCGAAACCCGAGCACCAAUCUUUGCCUGGACACGAUGGGAAGGAAAGCUGGAGGGGAGGUGGGACUGGUAACUUGCCACGGCAUGAUGGGAAACCAGGCUUUCCAAUACACAUUUCUUGAUGAAUUCCGACAAGAUGAAGCCUGCCUAGAUGUAAGUCAAGGUCACAGUGGAGCCAAGAUAACACUUUAUGGCUGCCACGAACUGAAGGGAAACCAAGAGUUUAAAUACACCAAGGACAAGAAAUUACUUCAUGUGAUUACCAACAACUGCGUGACCGCGACUAAUAAAGGUUAUCCAGUUAUGGAACAUUGUGAUAACAUUCCAGAGCAGAUAUGGGAAAUUCAACUGAACGAUCUUUCUAAACUUACAACUAUAAGACCUCCUUAGGUGAUCUAGUGAAUGGUUUAAUAUGAAAAAUUAGAGAUUGAUAAUAUUUUUAAGGUGGAAGAACUAGUAAUUAUAAUUAUACGUUAGAGUAAAUGCCAAGUCUUAUUACACGACUCGGGCAGUCACAGGGCCAAUAACUAAAAUCAACCAAUCAAAAUGUUCUAUUGCCGGU